GGCAGCGGCAAGACCCUGGCCUACCUGCUCCCUGUGCUGGCCGCCCUGAUGACCCGCAACAGAGUGCAGGGCUCCAAGAACUGCGCCUCCCCGGAGGCCCUGGUGCUGGUGCCCACUAGGGAACUGGCGGAACAGGUGUUUUCUGACGUACAGUUAUUGCUCCGUGGCACUCACCUCAAGGCCCUGGCGGUUCACGGUGGGGUAUCCCUGGCGGAUCAGGUGCUCGCCAUCCGGGGCAGCGCGGGCGGUGUGGAUCUGCUGGUUGCAACUCCCGGUCGGUUACUUCAGUUGGUGGAGCAACGGCGGGCUGUACGGCUCAACCGUCUGGGUGUGUUGGUGGUUGAUGAGGCGGACCGGCUCAUGGACUUGGGCAUGUGGCCGGAUCUGCGGCGACUGCUGUCCCAGCCCGGUCUCCCAACUGCCCGCCAAACCGCCCUGGUGGCGGCCUCUCAGCUCCGGGAGCACACCCCCCUGGCGGAGGCGGCGUCGGAGCUGCUGCGAGAUGCGUUAACGAUAGCAGUUGGCGACGGCAGCGGAACCAGCGGCGUUGUACGACAGCACGUGGAGCUGGUUUCGGACGAGCAGAAGCUUGGGCGCCUGCUGGAGUUGCUGGCUCCCGGGGCUGCGGGGGGCCCCGCCGUGGUGUUCACUCGCAGCCUGACUCGAGCUGAGGAGGUGGCGAGGUACCUGUCGGGGCGGGGUAUUAGCGUGGCGAUGUUGCACAGCGAUCUGACCCAGGCCCAACGAGAUGAGGCGAUGCAAUGUUUUCGUUUCGGUGUGACAUCUGUCUUGGUGGCCACAGCUCUCGCGUCGCGGGGGCUCAAUUUUCCGGAUGUCGACCUGGUGGUGAAUUACGACGUGCCGGCGUCGUUGAGUGUGUAUUUGCACCAGGUUGGUCGUACAGGCCGGGGGGGGCGACCGGGUGCCGCCACUACGCUCGUCACUCUCUCCAACAGGCCCUCCGCGCCGUGGCUUCUGGACUGCCUGCGGCGCUCCGGGAGCCCCGUGCCCGUGUGGUUGGAGGAGAUGGCGGCGGCAGCC
Molecule: messenger RNA, 1041 nt
Organism: Volvox carteri f. nagariensis
Lineage: Eukaryota; Viridiplantae; Chlorophyta; Chlorophyceae; Chlamydomonadales; Volvocaceae
Product: DEAD/DEAH box helicase
Exons: 6
Molecular function (GO): ATP binding; nucleic acid binding
Source: RefSeq, a predicted model, not a curated record